AUGACAGUACUGAUGUCCUUUUACUUACUGAUAGUACUUUAUCUAUUACAUGCCUUUCCAGAUAGAUUUGCUGUGUUACCAAACAAUAAUCUUCAAAUUUUUAAAAUCAACAAAACUCAUGAAGGAGUUUACAGAUGUGAAGGAAGAGUUGAAGCUAGAGGGGAAAUUGACUUCCGAGAUAUCAUUGUCAUUGUAAAUGUUCCUCCAGCAGUUACAUUGCUCCAGAAGUCAUUUAACGCCACAGCAGAUCGGGGAGAAGCAGUUACUUUAUUCUGUAGAGCCAGUGGCUCACCUGAACCUGAAAUCAGCUGGUAUAGAAAAGGCAAGCGGAUUGAAGAAAGUGACAAAUAUACACUGAAAGGAAGCAGCACAGAACUAACCAUCAGAGAUAUCAAAAACAUUGAUGCUGGUCCUUAUAAUUGUGAAGCAAAAAAUAAAGCAGGAAAGAUGACAAAUCAGACAUUCCUUCAAGUUUUUGUACAACCUCAAAUAAUACAACUUAAAAAUGAAACUGCCUUCGAAAAUGGUCAAGCAACUCUUAUAUGUGAGGCAGAAGGAGAACCUGCCCCUGAAAUUACUUGGAAGAGAGCCAUAGAUGGAGUAACAUUCUCUGAAGGUGACAAGAGCCCAGAUGGUCGUAUAGAAGUCAAAGGGCAGCAUGGAAGGUCGUCGUUGCACAUUAAAGAUGUGAAGUUGUCAGAUUCAGGGAGAUAUGACUGUGAAGCUGCAAGUAGAAUUGGUGGGCAUCAAAAGAGCAUGUACCUUGAUAUUGAAUAUGCUCCAAUCUUUGUGUCAAAUCAAACAACAUAUUAUUCAUGGGAAGGAAAUCCCAUCAAUAUAAGCUGUGAUGUUCUAUCUAAUCCAUCAGCUUCUAUUCAGUGGAGACGGGGAAAAUUGGUUUUACCUGGAAGAGACUCAACUCAUUUAAAGAUUCACAAUGCAGGAAAGAAACUGAUAUUAGAGAUUGCUCCCACAUCUGACAGUGAUUUUGGGCGGUAUAACUGCACUGCCACAAACCGGAUAGGAACACGAUAUCAGGAAUAUCUACUUGACUUAGCUGAUGUACCUUCUAGUCCACAUGGAGUGAAAAUUAUAGAAGUAUCACAGACAACUGCUGAAGUUUCUUUCAACAAACCAGAUUCACAUGGAGGAGUUCCCAUUCAUCAUUACCAAGUAGAUGUGAAAGAAGUCACUUCAGAAAUAUGGAAAGUUGUGCUUUCCCAUGGAGAUCAGACAAUGGUUGUUCUCAACAACCUGGAACCAAACACAACAUAUGAAAUCAAGGUCGCUGCUGUAAAUGGGAAAGGGCAAGGCGAAUAUAGCAAAACUGAGACAUUUCAGACUUUACCAGUUCGUGAACCCAGCCCCCCAGCUAUUCAUGGACAAGUAGGCAUUGGGAAGAGCUAUAAACUUAUCAUAACAAAACAAGAUGAUGGAGGAGCUCCUAUUUUGGAAUAUAUUGUAAAAUACAGAAGUAAAGACAAGGAAGAUCAGUGGCAAGAAAACAGAGUUCAUGGCAAUAAAGACCACAUUAUCCUAGAGCCUUUGCAGUGGACAGUGGGUUAUGAAGUGCAAAUUACUGCUGCCAACAGGCUAGGGCAUUCAGAGCCAACAAUAUUUGAGUUCACCAUGCCACCAAAGCCUAAUAUUAUUACAGAUACACUUUUUAAUGGGCUUGGACUUGGUUCAGUCAUUGGACUGGGUGUGGCUGCUCUUUUAUUAAUCCUUGUUGUGACUGAUGUCAGCUGCUUCUUUGUACGACAAUGUGGAUUGCUAAUGUGCAUCACCAGAAGGAUCUGUGGAAAGAAAAGUGGUUCCAGUGGGAAGAGCAAAGAACUAGAAGAAGGAAAGGCUGCAUAUCUGAAAGAUGGAUCAAAAGAACCAAUAGUUGAAAUGAGAACAGAGGAUGAAAGAAUUACCAAUCAUGAAGAUGGAAGCCCUGUAAAUGAACCCAAUGAAACAACACCAUUAACAGAACCAGAAAAACUGCCAUUAAAAGAAGAAAAUGGAAAAGAAGUUUUAAAUUCAGAUACUAUAGAAAUCAAAGUUUCUAAUGACAUCAUCCAGUCAAAAGAAGAUGAUAGCAAAGCAUAA
Messenger RNA from Eublepharis macularius, 2094 nucleotides. It is a transcript of the gene NCAM2, whose product is annotated as neural cell adhesion molecule 2. Lineage: Eukaryota; Metazoa; Chordata; Lepidosauria; Squamata; Eublepharidae. Gene Ontology annotation, biological process: cell adhesion. The record is from RefSeq and is a predicted model, not a curated record. The transcript is spliced from 15 exons. Gene Ontology annotation, cellular component: membrane. Gene Ontology annotation, molecular function: protein binding. The coding region runs from base 1 to 2094 and encodes 697 amino acids.